CGCGCGCUGACACGUGCGCUCAUCGGUUACUCGGCGGAUGUGCUGCUCUUGCCUGCUAAUAUCCUCGACCAGCCCAAGCAACUGCCAGGCCUGCAUUGACUUCCUGACGGAUUACUGCAACUUUGUAGCUCGAGGAGCAACUUAAGGUCAGCCAUAACCUAAUGACCCAGCAAGAGCAGCAUGAGUUCAGGGAAAGUUUGGCAGAAGCCCUUUCCUGGAUGCAGGCCGUCCAGGAGAGGCUUAAGCAAAACGAUAACACCCAAGGACCCAGAUCAGCGCUGGAGGUCAGGCUCCGAGAAACAGAGAAAAUUCAUAACUCCGAGCCUGAAGGCCAUUUAAAGAUGGACAGGGUGCUGGUGGCUUCUGAAGCUCUGCUUCGAAAUGGAGAUGAAGAGAUGAAGAAUCAGACUCUUUCGAAACUCAAAGAAAUAAAAGCACUCUGGGAGGAGACGUCAACCUACAUCAUUCAUUGUCACAGUCGUAUCGAGUGGGUGUGGCUGCACUGGAGUGAAUACCUGAAGGCCUAUGAGGAGUUUGGGAUGUGGCUGGAGAAGACGCGCAGGUCUCUGGAGCCCCUGCUUGAGAUGCAGCUAGGUCUCCAAGAGAAGCUGUGGCAGGUGGAUCAUCUGCGGGUCCUUCACAGUGACAUUCAAGGCCAGGCUCAGUUUCUGGAGAGACUUCUGGAUGAGGCUGCAACCCUCUUCAACCGUACUGAAGACCCUAGUGUAGAUGAGAAGGCUCAGCAGGGUCUUCAAGAUGCCUUUGACCACAUUCGAGACCAAGCACAGGAAAGAUUAACAUUGGCACAGAAAAUAACAGAGGAGCACCAGCAGUACCAAAGUUGCAUUGAUAAAUUUCAAACCUGGCUGAUGUCUAAAACAGAAGAAGUCAGCCGUUUCAGCGACAUGGAGGAUACGACACAAAAUAGGCUGAAAGCCCUGCAGGAACUGAAUGCUAGUAUAGCAAAAGAAGAGCUCACUCUCCACCACAUUGAAAACCUGUCUGAAGCUGUGAAGGCCAACACGUCUCCAGCAGGUGCAGAGAAGAUCACAAUAGAGAUGGAGGAGUUGAGGCAGGCCUGGCAGAGCUUACGCCAAGCACUGCUGGAGAAUCAAGAAGAGCUCCAGUGCUCACUGGACUCUGAGAGCGAGUAUUCAAACCGUUGUAAGGAGCUGUGGGCAGACCUGGAGCAGCUUCGAACCUUGGUCCAGAACCUCAGCAGUGAUCUGGAAAGCAGGGAUGGAGAGAGGACUGAAGAAAAUAUGGUAGCUCAAUGGAAGACGCACACGGGAGUGCGCAACAAGCUCACUGCAGAGGAGCCCAGGGUGGAACAGCUGAAAUCCCAGUUGAAAGAGCUAUUCCGAUUCCCACAAGACUCCAAAAGCCUGUCUGAUGAGAUGCUAGCAGUGGUAAAAGAGUACCAGAGUGUGAAAGGCAGAUCUUUCAGGCUGUCCUCUGAGAGUGAGAUGGCUCUCCGGCAGAUACUGCAGGAUCCUCUGUAUGGCUUCAGCCAAUGGAGUCAGGUGGUUUCUCAGGUCCUGGAGCCCUCCGCCGAGGUGACCGAUUUCUCCCAAAUUGCUCUGCACGUGCAGCAUAUAGAGAAGUUACUUAAAAACAGCGUGCAGCUCCAGGAGCGCUUGAGUUUGCUCCAGGUGAAGAGCGAUCUGCUCACCUCAGUUUUUGGCCAAGAGAAAGCUGACGAUCUGUUGGAAGAGCUCAGCGGGGAUGUGAGGAAGAGAGAGUUACUCCACAGCCAGCUCCUAAAGCGCAAGAACCGCCUGCAGGGUUUAAUAUCAAAGACGAAGGACUUUUCAGAUGCCUAUGACUCCAUACACAAAAAACUAACCUCCAUAAAGGAGCGGUUCAUCACGACGGAUGGACUUCAACCUGACAUUCUUGCCAAGAAGACCCAGGCCGACCAACUCCGGGUCAUUAGAAAGGAUUUGGAAGAUUGUGAAGCCCAGAUCAUAGCUCUUGAGACGCUGGUGUCGUCCAACCCUGCAAACAGUUCAAAAUUUGAACGUCUGUAUGCAGACUGGAAAGUUCUUUAUAAGGGGGUUCGGAAAAAGGUGAAUGAAAGUGAGGAGAACAUUGCAGAACAUGAGAGUUUCCAUGACAAUAUUCUGAAUAUGGAGAAGUGGUUAAUGAUCAUGAGACAGAAGCUAGAGUCGUUUCGUGGAUCAGAUGGAGAAUGGAGCAUCGAUAACCGCCAACAUGAGGCUGAGAGGGCGCUAGGAGAAUUUCCAGAGAAGGAGCUUCAGCUUCAUCAGACAGAGGCUCAGGGUCAGACUGUGCUGGCCAGAACUUCUGAUAAAGGCAAAGUUCACAUCCAGCAAGACCUCAAACGCCUCCGAGAGACAUGGAUGUCCCUCCACAUGCUUAGUCUCAAUCUUUACAGGCUUCUGAAUGAACAUGCAGCCACAGGCGACCAAGAUUACCUAUUACAGAGAACUGAGUUCUUGGACAGAUGGGCAGAAGGAACGGACCAGCAUCAGAGAUCCUGCCAUGGAUCAGAUUCAACAGGCCACCCAGAACCAGAAAGAAACAUGGAAGCAAAUCAGGAUCGAAUUCGAAUUGUGCUUCCUAAAGGCAAGUCAAGACCAGGAGGUUCAGAGGACUGGAGAGAGUGGACUUACCAAGACCAGUCCAUGGAUGAUGAGGUGGAUGCAGUCAUAUCUGGAAGUGACCAUAAGGUGAACAGGAAGCGGACUGGGAUUAACGAAGGUGACAUGAUCAGUAGUGGAGGUUGGACUGGAGAAUGGGUUGAACAACACAAAGCUGGUUCUGGGAUUGAAGACCUGGAUAUAAAAGAUAGAUACAGCUUUUUAAGUGGGAUUGACUCUGAUGCACAGAAAAGGAUGCGGUCGUCACACAUCCCCCCUGAUGAAAUUGAGAUGGGCUCUCAGGGGCCCCAGCAUCAUGCUGAUAUGGAGGCCCAGAGGAGGGAGUUUGAAGCGUGGCUUCGCAAGGAAAAUGACAAUCUCACAGGAAUUCUAAACUACCAGAGAUCCUUGAGUGAUAAAGAACUGAGGAUAAGACAGAAUACACUCAAGGGUUUACGUGCCAAUGUAGCUUGGGGCCAGAGUCAGUUCCAGAAGUUGAUUGUCAGCCGGCAGAGUAAGUCAGCAGAGGAGGACGUGGAACUUGAAGAGCUGCGUUACCGCUGGAUGUUAUACAAGUCCAAACUUAAAGAGGCAGGUGACCUCAAAGGUCUGCUGAAAAACAAGAGCGUCCAUGGACAGGGACAGGAGCAUGUCCGAUCUGGAAAGGGUAAGAGUGGUCUCAGCUUCCUGUACCGUGUCUGUCGCGUGGCUCUUCCUCUUCAGCUCCUGUUGUUGGCCCUGCUGCUGCUGGCCUUCCUGCUGCCCAUGAUGGACGAGGGCACCAGCUGUUCACUGUCCAACAACUUCGCCCGCUCCUUCAACAUCAUGCUCCGCUAUGACGGACCUCCGCCCACUUAAGCGUCAACAAUCGAAAGCAGCUUUAAAAAAAAAAAUUGCAAUCUGUGCUUGUUUAUUUAACAAAUACUUAUAUUUUUUAUCAGUUCCGUUAAUGUUUUAUGUCGUUAUAUUCUUGGUUCUCAUCUGGUCUUGUUCCACUGUACACCCACCGGUGGACCCAGCAGAUCAGAAAGCUCUGUGUGUGUGUGUCUGUGUGUGUGUGU
Molecule: messenger RNA, 3664 nt
Organism: Carassius carassius (crucian carp)
Lineage: Eukaryota; Metazoa; Chordata; Actinopteri; Cypriniformes; Cyprinidae
Gene: syne3
Product: spectrin repeat containing, nuclear envelope family member 3
Exons: 18
Coding region: 162-3461 (1099 amino acids)
Biological process (GO): nuclear migration
Cellular component (GO): cytoplasm; meiotic nuclear membrane microtubule tethering complex; nuclear outer membrane
Molecular function (GO): actin filament binding
Source: RefSeq, a predicted model, not a curated record